CUUCAGUAAGAUGAUUGUAACUGUGUGGCUUGUCCCUUAAGGGAUAGAGGCAUGGGGACAGCCAACCCUCAUUAUUGAAGAGACACCUGAGAGAGAUCAGGUGAUUCUAUUAUAACAGCAGCAGGAAGUUAUAGUGAGUUCAGGAAAAGGCAAAGAGUGAGAGAGAUUCUAGCAGGGGUGCUUGGAAGUCAGAGCUAGAAAUCUGACGUCCACCCAGGUAAGGCUUGGGAACAGUGAUUGAAUUGGAACCCAGCUCUGGGAAGGUGGGCUGAGGACUCUGAAUCGAAGGGGAGAAAGACAUUAAAUGGGGGUUGGGCCAUGAGGGCCAAAUGCUGUAAGGACUAAUAAAUUGGACUCUAGGAGGGCAAUGUUUUAAGUUAACCUUGGACUGGGGAGUGGAGUUUAAAAGCCCCUGAAGAGGAGAAACUGAGGCAGGCUGCCUAAAGUGUGACCCUGGGCCAUGAAGAAGUGGUCAGCUCUAUGACAACAGGCCUUGUCAGCAGGAUGUGUAACAUCCCCUCCCCCUCCAUCAAGAAGGCCAACGGUGCAGCAACAGAGAGCACGAUGAAGGAGAUACUGCAGUCCCUGGUGUGACUAUCUUCUUGAAACUCCUGCAGGAUCAGCAGAGGCAGUAAGAGAUGCUGCGGUCAGCCCAGCAGAAUCAGCAGCAGGGAGAGGAGGCCCACCACCAUCAGCAAGAGUAAUGCCCAGGGCUCCUAUUUCCAGUGUAGGAAACCAGGACAAAAAGAGUUUGAAUGUCCCAGGUGGUAGCCUGAUUCCUGGCUGUGGUCAGGCCAGGAGCAGAGAAACGCUGAUGGAUGGACCUGAAUGCUUUGUGUGUGGAAAGGCUGGGCACUGUUCCAUGAAGAAGCAAUUAGGGAGACUCCUCCUGAGCAAGGGAGACAUGGAUUAAAAAUACAUCUCUGAAAGACACUGCAUAAGCUCCUGUCUCCAGGACACUUCACACAGAGGCAGAGUAAAAGAAGAUCUCAUGACCACCAUGUGUUUGCUGCACAUUUGCCUUGUGCUGCUGUUCUCCAUUGAAAUCUCUUCUCUGGACUGUAACAUGCUUCACUUCCAGCAAAAUAAAAUGAACAUGGAAAGCUUAGAGCUUCUGAGAAAAAUGGGUGGACAAUUUCCUCUACAAUGUCUAAAUGAAAAUAGGAACUUCAGGUUCCCCCAGAAAGCUCUCAGGCCUAGAGAGUCCCAGGAGAAGAAUGCCAAGGUGGUAAUCCAGGAGAUCCUCCAGCAGAUCUUCAAUAUCUUCAGCAAAAACCUUACGCAAGCUGCCUGGGACAGGAGUUCUGUAGAGACAUUACAAAAAGGACUUCAUCAGCAAACUGAACAGCUAGAGACAUGUUUGUAUUCAGAGAUGGAGAAUGAGAAACUCCUGUUCCCCAUGUUGAAACUGAAGAAAUACUUCCAAAGAAUCAGGGAUUUCCUGAAAGAAAAACAAUAUAGCUUGUGUGCCUGGGAGACCAUCCGCUUGGAAAUGGGAAGAUGUUUUUUUUUCAUUGACCAGCUGAUAAUAAGGCUUCAGAACUAA
Molecule: messenger RNA, 1546 nt
Organism: Chelonia mydas (Green sea turtle)
Lineage: Eukaryota; Metazoa; Chordata; Testudines; Cheloniidae
Product: interferon beta
Exons: 2
Biological process (GO): response to exogenous dsRNA; cytokine-mediated signaling pathway; defense response
Cellular component (GO): extracellular region
Molecular function (GO): type I interferon receptor binding; cytokine activity
Source: RefSeq, a predicted model, not a curated record